GCCCGGAGCCGCGGUGGAGCCGUGCCCAGCGGGCGGCGGAGCCGCGCCCGCGCCCCCGCCCGCCGCCGCGAUGCUGCUGUCCAAGUUCGGGUCGCUGGCGCACCUGUGCGGGCCGGGCGGCGCGGACCUCCUCCCGGGGAAGACCCUGCCGCCGGGCAAGGCGGACAAGGAGAGCUUCGAGAAGGUGUACCAGGUGGGCGCCGUGCUGGGCAGCGGCGGCUUCGGCACCGUCUACGCGGGCACCCGCAUCGCCGACGGGCUCCCGGUGGCCGUGAAGCACGUGGUGAAGGAGCGGGUGACGGAGUGGGGCAGCAUCGGCGGCGUGGCGGUGCCGCUGGAGGUGGUGCUGCUGCGGAAGGUGGGCGCGGCGGGCGCGCGCGGCGUCAUCCGCCUGCUGGACUGGUGCGAGCGGCCGGACGGCUUCGUGCUGGUGCUGGAGCGGCCCGAGCCGGCGCAGGACCUGUUCGACUUCAUCACGGAGCGCGGCGCCCUGGCCGAGCCGCUGGCGCGCCGCCUGUUCGCGCAGGUGCUGGCGGCCGUGCGCCACUGCCACGCGUGCGGCGUGCUGCACCGCGACAUCAAGGACGAGAACCUGCUGGUGGACCUGCGCUCCGGCGAGCUCAAGCUCAUCGACUUCGGCUCCGGCGCGCUGCUCCGGGACACGGUCUACACCGACUUCGACGGCACCCGCGUGUACAGCCCCCCCGAGUGGAUCCGCUACCACCGCUACCACGGCCGCUCGGCCACCGUGUGGUCGCUGGGCGUGCUGCUCUACGACAUGGUGUGCGGCGACAUCCCCUUCGAGCAGGACGAGGAGAUCCUGCGGGGCCGCCUCUUCUUCCGCCGGAGGGUCUCCGCAGAGUGCCAGCAGCUCAUCCAGUGGUGCCUGUCGCUGCGGCCCUCGGAGCGGCCCUCGCUGGACCAGAUCGCCGCGCACCCCUGGAUGCUGAGGGCGGACGGGGCCGCCGAGAGCUGUGACCUGCGGCUCUGCGCCCUGGACGCGGACGACAGCGCCAGCACCACCUCGAGCAGCGAGAGCCUGUGAGGAGGGACGGCGUCUGCCCAGCCGGCCGCAGGGCUCCUCCGGCCGUCUGCCCGGACAGCAGUGACCUCUGACCCGGUGACCGUCACCUUGGCACUGGGCGGCUCCUUUGCUUUGAGUGCCUUUCGAACGCUGCUCUCACGGGACUGGGUUUGCUCAGCUGUCUGUCCAAAGACCCCAGGGCGGUCCGUCUGUCCAGGCGGUGCUGGACCCGAGCCUGUCCCUGUCCUGUGCUUCCGGAGGCGCCCGGGCCAGGCUGGACCAGGAGCACGUGUGCCCCAUGGCCUUGUCUGGACCACGAGCACGCGUGUCCCGUGGCCUCCUCACAGCCCAGGGUCCUCGUGCCCACCUCCCGCACCGCCUCCGGGUGUCUGCGGGCGUCUGUGCACAAGCAAUGCAACGCGCAGGCUCUGCGCCGGCACAGCGCCCCGUCUGUGUGCGGCAAGCCUGCGAGCGUCUAUUUAUGGUGACCCCGCGGAGGGCUAUUUAUUGUUAAUUUAUUUGUCGGGGUCCUCCCUCUGCGGGGCCCCUGGGGCGGGUGGCUGUGUGGACCCCAGCCGGCCCCACCUGCCUCUGGCGGGUGGGCUUGUACAGUGGCUAAUUUAAGGGGUGGGUGACCCCCGUGGGGCUCUGCACCCGGGAGUGGGUUUAAAUUAUUGACCUGUACAGUCUGCUUGUUGCUCGGAGGGCGGGGGCGGGGGGCGGGGGCGGGGGCGGCAGAGUCUCAGGCCGUUAAUUUAUUUUAGCAGCUGUUUGUGGUCCUGGGCACCGGGACGGGGUUCUUCCGUUUAAAAGCAAGAUGUCUGGAAAUGGUAUUUUUUAUACAAGCAUUUCAUUAAAUUGUUUUGUAUA
Molecule: messenger RNA, 1894 nt
Organism: Pipistrellus kuhlii (Kuhl's pipistrelle)
Lineage: Eukaryota; Metazoa; Chordata; Mammalia; Chiroptera; Vespertilionidae
Gene: PIM3
Product: Pim-3 proto-oncogene, serine/threonine kinase
Exons: 8
Coding region: 71-1045 (324 amino acids)
Biological process (GO): protein autophosphorylation; negative regulation of apoptotic process; regulation of mitotic cell cycle
Cellular component (GO): cytoplasm
Molecular function (GO): ATP binding; protein serine/threonine kinase activity
Source: RefSeq, a predicted model, not a curated record